AUGGCUUCCUCAGUGGUGAAUCCAGUCACCGAUGCGACGCGAGAGUGGUACAUCCCAUCACCAGCUACUAGCACGAGUGUUUUGGAAGCCGCAUUUGAGGGUGCGGCUCUGCAAUUCUCGAAGCAAGCCGAGAAUCACAGACAAGAAUUCCAGGACAUCAAGAAGCGCAACAAGUUUGAAGAUGUCCAGCGGGCUAUUCAGGACUGCAACACUCGCUACGAGGCUCGCAAGCCUGACUCAAAAGCUCUCAAAUGGUUGCGACAGCUAUCCGAGAAGGUGGUUUUCUACGAAGGUGUGGUGGACGUGCUUAUCCAGCAACACCCAGAAGCAGUAUCUUUGAUUUGGGGGGGCAUCAAGUUGAUUUUAUUGUCAUAA
Molecule: messenger RNA, 375 nt
Organism: Diaporthe citri
Lineage: Eukaryota; Fungi; Ascomycota; Sordariomycetes; Diaporthales; Diaporthaceae
Exons: 3
Coding region: 1-375 (124 amino acids)
Source: RefSeq, a predicted model, not a curated record